Messenger RNA from Xyrichtys novacula (pearly razorfish), 41366 nucleotides. NCBI's taxonomy places the organism in Eukaryota, Metazoa, Chordata, Actinopteri, Labriformes, Labridae. The record is from the annotation of a GenBank genome assembly.
GGACCGUGGGGCGGACAGUAUUCAGGCGAGGAGUACUGCUGCUGCCCGUUCAACGUCUGUGUCAAACCAAACUGUUUGCCCUCGCUCGAGUAAGUGUGAAAUUUAUGUUAAGUGUCGUCUCAGAGGUUGUGUUAUCGUCAGCUUUUGCGUAUUUGGUAAAAACCAUGUCUUUGUGCUGUGAACAAAAACUGUUUGAAGUGUCGCUGUAGAUAUUUCAUCGUAUUCGCCGCAGCUGUACAAUGACACACUAACGGGACUGUCAACCUGUGUCCGUUAUCUCACUGCUGCUACUCACUGACAGCACUUACACACAUGAAAUUGACAUUUGAGAGACUUUUGGCGUCAUUUAUUUUGCCCCAAGUAAUUUCAUGGAACGCUUGAGGGCUCGCCUAUAACUACUUUUAAUUCAUAGCGGAUAAAGUAAUGUUAGUUUUCAGAAUUGAAUAUUAGAUUAUCUCUUGUAACGGUUGCUAAGCGUCUUAUGACAUCCUGUUGGCACACGCAGGCAUCUGAAGUGAGUAAAUACUGACAUAACAAGUUUAUUAAAAUGAUAUAGAAUAUUGCAUUUAUCUAAAGAAGGUUAGUUAAAUUACUUAAAGUAGGUAAAAUCCAUACAUGAUGAAUAAAUUCUACUAUUCUUCUCAUAGACUAGUUUUUCACAGUUGUAUGCACUUGUUUAUUUUCUGUUAAGUCAUUUAACAUUGUUCAUAUUUACUAUGAUGCUAUCCUAUGCUUCUUAGGCACAACGUAUUGACCAAUGCCUACUGCUUGCAGUCUGCACAAGUUAAAAUAAACAUUGAAAAGGCUUUCUCGAAGUCCUAACUGGCUAAGACAAUUUUUUGUUCAAGAAACAUUUAAUAACCUGAUAAGGAUAGGCCGACAUCUGCAACCUCAUUAAACCUGAAAGCCUGAUUUUCUUCACAGAGGUGCAGUUGAUUAUAAUUAGUGCCUGGGAGACAGGCAGAGACUUAGGUACUUAAACAACCAGCAAGCAGGCGAAAAGUACAAUGUGCCAAGGAAACAUUGAGAGAGGAUUACAGUUUCAAUCUCACUUUCUCUCCUCUAUUUUGAAGACCCGAGGGCCUGAUGUUGCAGAUUGCCAUCCCCUCUGCGCUGAAGGAAACCUGCUACACCACCAUGAGGAUGGACUGAAGGUUUGUUUUCACCACCUCUCAUUUCUCAGUCAUUUUAAAAACUGUUUACAUCUCUUUUGCCCAGUUUCUGAGCGAUUUUGGAGGAUGUGACACUGGUCUGCAUGCAUAUGCACGUGAUGCACAUGAAUAGAGCCGGAUGAGUCCUGUUUGACACGGUGUAUCCUGAUGUCUGUUUAGCAUACUCUGCUAAAUGGCUGAGAGCUUGGCUGUCCCUUCAGGGCACUGCUAACACAGCCAUUCAUGUCUCACUCUGACAGUCAGACCACCAUGAUGACGCUGCCCUCCUCCACCUCCUCCUCCCCCUGUUCCCGCUACACUCACGUUGUGCCUUUCCCAUUAGGGCUCAGAAUUGAUAGUCUUUGAGUGAGUAACCUGUAAUGGUGUCUCUGUGCGCAUUUUCAUGCUCGUGCCCCCAUAACGGAGCUAAGGGGUUUGCAGAGAUGGAGCUGCCACAGACUCAUUUUGAAACACCUCAGCAUCAGAUGUCGUAGAGAUGUGCUUAUCCAAGAUUAACACAACUUGACAUGUACCGGCAAAGCUGUAACAGUGGCUGAUUAAUUGGCUGUGUUUACAAAGAGUAAGCAUUUCUCACAGCAGAACUGAAGCCAUCAGGUUACAGAGAUAAAAUAAAGUGAGUUGUUAUAGAAGUUUUACCUAUUAUGGUAUGAUAUAGUUAGAAGAUGGAGACUUCUAUUGUAAGAAAAAAGACAGAAAGGCUUCAAAAUUAAUUCCUAAUUUUUAUGACUGACUUAGACACUGUAUACUGUAUAUUUCUGAUUCAUUAUUUUGCAUUAGGCUGUAACAUUUUACAAGGAAAUGUUUUAAUGUAACAGCUGAAUGUCUUGCAUGAGCCAUUGCUCUGCCUUAAAGGGUUUUUAACAAACACUGCUGGGCCAUAAAGAAGUUAUUUUUUUAAUUUAAGUAAAAUGACUGUUCGUUUUCUUUUGUGUGACAUAAAAGUUAAUUUAGAUAACUUUUCAUCUCUGGAUGUUCCAAUAUUUCCCAUCUUUCAAAGACAUGUAAGUUACCUCAACUAAAAAGUUUCAACUGCAAAUAUACGUUCAUAAGGAUAACCUCCAUUUGUCCAGUAUCUGCUAGAUUUCUUCUAAAAUGUAUGCCAUACAAACCCUUCAUCUCCCUGCAUUCCUGAAUAGUUCAAGCAGAAGAGUGGAAUGAUAAAUGCUGUAAGGGUACAUCAUAACCAUAUAUGGUAAUACAGAAAAUAAAAUGAUUAAUUUAGCGAAGAAGAUAUGUACAAGGGCUUCUUUUACAUUUCUGCUGUGUGAAUGGUUGCUCCUCUCAACUGCAGAUGAAACAUAAUCAUGUUUUGUGUGCUGCUAGGACAGAAGGAUAUGCUAAAAAAAAAGUCUGGAGUUGUUUUCUUGGCAAUGGUACCGUACCUCAGGCAGGGUUUGUGAGUGGGAAGCUGGUGCAUGAUCACAUCUAUGUUGCUUCAAUAAUGUACUGCUGUUUUGAGAAGGCACAUAAACAGGUACAUGUAGCUUAGGAUGGACAUGGCAGUGUACGUGCAUCCUGUUGAUAACAGUAAUGAAGUGAGGGUAAAAAGAACAUGAAAACUGUGGUGGCUGUUAGCUAAAGAUAUGUUGUGGAUCAUGGGUUUGCUGACUGAAUCACACAGUUUGCAGUUUAAUCAACACCUCCUCAUGUCUGUCUCAAGCAUACCCUGUGUAGUUAAUAGCUGUUUUAUCCAUCUGCAGGGAACUUGUUUAAAACAUUUCGAUGAAUUUGUAAUUAUGUUCAUUUGGAGACCUAAAGGAUUCAGAUUGGCUCAUUUUUUGCCCUCUGGAGUUCAAAUCUCAGCAUUUGGUCAUGAUCUCAGACUCUGUUUUAAAGGUCAGCUGUGACUAAAGAGGAAGUUUUGUAUCUCUGUCUUUCCUCUCUCUUUCUCUUGAUCUUUGUAUCUCUGACUGUCUUUCCCUUACCCCUUUCCUGUUCCUGCAGAGUUUGGCUGUUGAAAGAGUCCACAGUGGUGCAAAGGUGCCUGUGCAGCUUAAUAUAGAUGUAUCAGACUGCAAUCAUUUCGAAUCCCCUCUGCAGCCAGACUUAAUCGAGGAACAAGAACAGUUGAAACAUUUUGUUUUACCAUCCUAACUGUGGACAGACUUUGUUUCUUCGCUCUAGUAGGACUGACUCCCACACAUCCAGAAUGAAGGUGAAAUUCCUUUAUAAAAGCUGUGGUUUCUAGUGGCAACAGGCUGCCUGCUUCCCUCUGAUUCCCUUCCUGUUUGAAGACAGAGAGAGAAAAGAAGCAAGGGUCAUUCAGCGUCACAAGAGCUUGCACUUUAAACAGGGCUCAGGUCCAGGUUUUUAGUUUCACAGGAUAAAUUUACAAUUUUUUAGGCUGUCUUAAAAAAUAAUCCCUAAAUGAACAACCUUAUACACAAAAAAGCUAAAGUUCGAUGAUUUAUUAAUGUCAGUUUUUGUCACUUCUUAUGUAACUGCAAACUUCUGAGAAUAGUUGGUAAGGUCUGGAGGUCAGGUGAAAUCAAUCCCUCCAGUUUAAAUCAUCGACUAGUUUAGAGUUGAAAUUGUUGACCCAGAGCGUACGUGUUGAGCCCAAUACUAUGUUCAUAGUAAAAGCUGUAAGACUAGAGUUUGGAUGUGCUGAUCCCUACUAACCCCCCCGACUGGGUUGUGGAGGUGUCUGGUUACCUGAGCUCGGAGAACUGACUGAAGAGUUAUUUUAAUAGGUGGCGAUGUGGAUGAUUUACAUCUUGCCUGUGUAAAGUUUUUCUCACCUGCUGGAACCCCAAAGAGCCAGGUGCCCUCUGGCCUGAUAACCUGGUAGGUGUCUCUCUGCAGGAGCACAAUGUAUCUGUUGACCCCAACAUGCAUUCCCCUCUCGUUUCUAAUGACCAUGCGCCUUUUAACACACCCUCCAGUAUGAGAUUUCAGCUGGUGUGUAGGUGGUUUCCAGUCUGGUGACAGAGCAGGUGGAAUAUGAGCUAUCUUGGCAAAGUUAGGGGUCCGGUCACAGUUAAACACCUUUCAGUUCAGCAAGUGAGGAGCUACUUGACAGAGUUUAAAUGUGCCGCAUGCGCUACAAAAGUAUCACCUUGUCCACUCAAACUCUAUUUUCAGGACAUCUGCCUUACUAUGAAACAGCAGGGGACUGAGAUCCUCAGGAUCACAGUUCUCUAUUUGCGUUAGUGUAGUAGUGGGUAACAUGGGUCAGUGUCACUUCCAUGCUCAUUGUAAAUAAUUCAUUAGGACACUUGCUGUGGAGUUGAACACAGAUGCAGAGGUGUACUUUUAACAUGGCCUUCCCAGAUAAUGUCACACCUUGUCCCCCAUAUUGCAUUAACCUUGCUUUAUGUGAUACUCUUUUUUUCCCCCAUAUGUUUCACUUAAAAGCCCGGCCUGCACUUACACACUUACCUGACUUGUCUGUAUUGCAGAGAUAUGUGUGUUACCUGUAGCCUUGUAAAACCAAAAUACUGCAACAGAGCAGUUCUUGUGUUUCAAUGAAUAUCAAGUCUUACUGUUGUGUUGUUUACAGCCUCCCACCUCACUGACUCUAUUAGAUCCAGUAGUAUUAGUUGACCCACACCCACCAUACACUCAGUGGAGUACCUGUUUGUUUUGAAUGUAAGAAAGGGCAACUGGGCACAUAUAAAUUUUCUAGUAGUUUUUUUGUGAUUACUGCUUUUAAUGGUUUUACAUUUAUAAAGCAGGGUUGUAAUAGAUGUCUUUUCAGGGAUAGUAGGAUCAUUUGUAGGAAAUAUUUGGUGAGACAGGCAUCUUAACUAAGGUUUCUCAUUUUUAAGCAAGUAUCAAGAACAAGAUUGUUGAGAAAAGUUUGAAGCCAGUUGAAGAUAAAAAGUGAAAAAAAUACAUUUUUCAUUCCUCCACUUUGAUUACACGUCUGUGGUGUUAGACAAGCAACAAAUGUGUGUGGGUUUUUUUGUCCUCUGUGUGUGAGCUAAUGAUUGUGUGUCGUCUGGUUUAUCUUGUUCCUGGAAAGCUGAUCACAACUUUGGCAGCAGGGCCUCCCUAUGGGUUUCAUCUUGCACAAUAGGACGUUGUGCCUGCCUCUGUCAAGGAACUACCUGCCAUUCACCUCCUAAUUUAGACACGCUUGAUGCGAAGUGUCCAGGCUGAACUUGAUAUUGCCAGGUGAAAAACACACUCUGGACAGGUGCUUUUGAUCCAGUCUGGCUUCUUUCACUCCCUCGUCAAGUCUCCGUUUCUCUUCUCUCACUUACCUGCCUUCUCUGUCUGGUGCAAAGAGUUUUGUCUCUUAUCAAAAACUUGGCAGUAAGCUGAAGUCAUCUCCUGCACUGUCAGAGAUGACACAACUGCGCUAUUCUCCCCUGCCCUAUCCUCACACACAUGCGCACAAACACACACAUAAAUACAAUAACGAUUGUUCCUGUUUCCUGCCUAUGCUGUCAUUGUGCAGCUGCUGAAUGAGAUACGGUUCAUUUUCCAUCGGUCAGAGACAACACACGCACACAUGCUGUAUGUUCGCAUAUUCAUGUUUCCAUACAAUAUAAUUCCAGAUAUCUCUCUCUGCCUCUUUCCCUCUCUGUCUUUGUCUGAUAAAAAACAAACACUCACAUAUUGGUGCACUCACACACAAACAGCGCUGCCAGAACUCUCUGGCCUAAUUCCCCUCUUAUUGAUGUGUGUCUGUCAGUGAAAGAGGCGCAGCACAAAGAGCAGUGAUGGGUCUGUGUGUGGCUCGAGGGAACAAAGAGUGGUCUAUUCCACGCCAGCUCUCAGACUCUUCUGGAAACACUGCAGGGGCUUGUUUAAGCUAAAGCCAUGUUUUGAGUUAAACGACUGUAUGUUCAGCAAUGAAUAACAACAUGGCUGCUUCAGUGUCAAAGAGCAGUGGCCAGAUUGGCCUUCUUGUGUUGCUAAUGUCUGCAACUUCUCUGACACACUCAGAAAAAUCGAAGAGAGCAGCCAAGGAGGGACAGUAAUGAGGCUACAGUGGAAUCAAACACUGGCUAUAUGACUAUGGAAACAUUUUCAUGAAAAGAUGAUAAAAGUGCAGAUUGUCUGCUUUUCUGUGGACUUUCUCAGCAGUCUGACCCUGAGGUGUAAUGUCCUUAAAAAUAAUCACCUUUGAUCAUCAUUAUUGUUCAAUAAUGAUAAUGGAUUUGAUUCAGAUCCCUGCAGUGCCACAUCCUUAUUAAUAUAAUCUUUCCACCUGAAUGAAUCUGCAGCUGUUUACCAACCAGGGAGCUGAGGUGAACAUUUAUAUAGAGCUGUGACAUGAGCACAGCUUGUUCAGAUGAAGUUAAGAAACAUAGAAGUAAAAAAAAAAUCAUGAGCUUUUUGUAUUUGUAGUGAUUUUGCACCAUUACAGUAAACUACAUCUUUAGGGAUGGGAGAAAAAAUUGAUACAGCAUAGUAUUGCAGUAUUCUGUCCGGUGAUAUAUCGUAUCGUCUCAUUUACCAAGUACUGAUUUUUUUCAAAUUCAUUGUUAACAUAAAGUCAAAUCUAUGAUAAUAGAAAAAAUAAAAUCAAUUGUUUGUCCGGUGAGGUGACAUCAUAGAGCAGGAGAAAGUGAGUACAACAAAUAUAUAAAAGGUUUGCAAGAUGUGCUACAUGAAAAUAAAAUAUAGCCUAAUUAAGACAAACAUAAAGGAAAGACAAAUGCUGAAUUAGCUAAACAAUUGAAAAAAGUGUACAAAUUGCAAUAUAUGGUAUCGCAAUACUCACUAUUGCAAAAUGUUAAAAAUCGCAGUAGUGUCGUAUCGUGAUAAAAUCGUAUUGUGAUAAUAUCGUAUCGCGGGGCCGCUAGUCUUUCCCACCCCUGUGAAUCUCUGAACCAGCUUAUAACAUGCAUUGCACAUGCUUGUCACUGUCAAUAAAGUGAUAAACUGCUGGUAAAAGCUGUUUUGCCCCUGCCAGUGCCACAGUACUGCCAAGGUUUCACCAUCUCUGCAGUUGAGAUGGCUCGAGACAAUAACAGCAACACUGAAUGACCAGCAGUUCAGCUCAAUGGCAUGAGCCACAGAGUAAAGGACAAGGACAUGUGUAUUUAUACAAGAGAAUGAGUGACACGGCCUCAGAGGCCUGUCCGUGCCAUCAUUCGUGAUUCACCUUUGACAGUGUUGUGAAAUUUCUCCGAAACGUGCUGACUCACUGAAGCUGCUGCUGCUGACCCCGGCUGUCACUGACACCUGUUAAUCACUGAUGAUCGCUGAUCUGUUUCUGUGGUGGACAGGGAUUAAAUACACCAAAAUAAAUCCAUCCGCUGGCAUGUUUAUGAGGCUGAUCCCAGGAACAAGUGCAGAGAGAAUUUGCCUAAGAGGAUCACCAAAGUAUUCCUUUUUUAUUUAUUUUUGUUCAAACUGUCCAAUGCAGACUUUGUUAAACAUUUCAGCAUUUGGGAAAAAAAAGCGGUAAGCUUGAGAUACAUUUGCUUUAUUUGUUUUCCAACAUGAAGCACUUGUAUUAUGUAUUAUAAAUAUUUUCUUGGAUUUGCGCAGUCAUCUGCGGUGGUGUUUUUAUCGCUCUGUCAGAUUAGAAAAUGAAGUGUUUCUUGUCAAAACAGGACAGUCACAGUCCUAAGAUCCAUCUAGUGUUUGUUCUUUUGCUUUAUCACUUCAUCAAGGUGGACCCACAUCACUAACAGACAGAUGGAGGGCCUUUCACACAUCACACCAGCACACACACACCAGCUCUGACAAUAAAGCUCUGUUCUCCAAAGGCUCCUGAAAGAGGAUUUAGUUUGAAUAAAAACCGUAGGCAAUCAAGAAAACAUCCAAUCCUGUGUUGGGAUCAGCCAGGGGAUGAAGCAGAGGAUUUACAGACACAGGGAGGGAUGGGCAUCGGGGUCGGAACAAGGCUGCAGGUUCAGAUUCAGCUUCAGAACAGGAUUACCUUUGCUUUCAGCAGCUCCUGAAACAACACAAGAACAGAGCUGUAACAUAGCCAGUUAAACUUUGCUGUGACGGCCUGAAAAUACUACUUGCUGCCUCAGUGGAAGGGCUCUUGUAUGCAUGAAUAAUCUAGUGUGGAUCUAGAUUAAAUGUAUGUAACUGCUUGACGGGCUUACUAUUCAUGCGCUUUGGUCACACAGGAAGUUCACGAAAAGCUCAUGGGAGAGAAAAAGAGAAGUGAUGAGUAACUUAAAAUUUUUAGUAUGUUGUACAACAGACAUUUUCCCCUUAUUUGAUAUUGUAUGUUUCUGUUUUUCUCUAUAUAUCUUUACUGCCUGAUCACAAACUUACCGGAACAAUGCUUGUGCCAAGAAAUUUCCUAUUACACGCAGAUAUUUCCUGCAGUCACGAGAACUUUGUUAGUGUUUAUGAAUGUGCAUGUCUGACCGUCCAACUAUGUUCUUCCUUAUGAGCUGACAGUGCAGCUUCAGUCAUGUAGUUUGAAUAUGUAAGCGUCCCUCCCCGGGGCUCUGAGUGUUUCUGCCUUGCUUGUUUUGCUGUCCUCAAUGGGAGCCUCUAUUGAUGCUGCAGUGAGGCUUGGGCUCCUUGCCUGCCUGUCUGUCUGUGGUUCCAUCUCUGAGGCUCCUUCUUGAGGGAGACAGCUUGUACAUUGUCAGGUGACCACUCUGUUGAUUCUAUGGCUAACGUUCAGUCUAUGCGCGGUGUAAGGCCGUUUGAGGCAGUAAUGCACUGUGUUUUGUGUUUGUGACACUGCAGAGGAAACCCUUGUCUCUUGAUACCACUACAGGUUAAGGGUGUCCUUUGGGGGUAAUAACUGAGCUCCUGAAGACGACAAACAAUAUACCUAACAGUAACAAUAUCCAAUGUAUAUCUUGUAUACCUUUUAAUGUUCACAACUCAAAGUAAUAAUUAUGAAUUGCAAACAGAAUCUUAUUUCUAAUUGAGAUCAUUGAGUACAUUUGAAGCUUUGAAUCUGAAAUAUUGUUCUGUGUUUUUCUCUCUCUGGUUUUCUCUCAGGUUAUCCACAAGAGUGAGUCACUCGAGGCUGACAGUUGGGCUGAUGGUAGGUGGGUUUUUCUCGUCUUGAUGUGAAUCACUUGCUCUCUCCCUCUUUCACCACUGUUUACAUCCACCACUUGCCUCUCUGUGUCUGGGCACCCCUCUAUGCUGUUGUUUAAUCUUAUAGCCUGCAUGUAUCUGCUUUUGCAAUAAAUUUAAGCUUUAUUUUGGAAUCUUUUUUAUUGUGCUCGCUUAUCUUAAUCCAGUUUUUCGCUUUUAAUUUAUAUUUUGUAAAGCAAAAAUUCUAGUAGCCUUGCAGCAUAUCCAAAACCACCCUGAACUGAUGCUACAGUAUUUAACACAUGGUGAUUUGAUAAAUAUUAUGCAUUGCCAUUUCAGUUUUGAAAUGCAAAUGAAUGCUGACAGCCUGCAGACUGUCAAACUCCAGUUUGAUUGCUAUGCAUUCACAGUUUUUUCCCAUUUGCAUAACAUUUAUAAGUUGCAAAUGGUGGAAAGUGGAGAUUCAUGAUUGGAUUUCUCUAGAUUGAGUUAACAUUUCUGCCUCUCAUAUUCCUUUCUUUCUCUGUGCUAGACCAGCAUGGCUGCUUGUUCCUGAAUCAAAAGAUGCAUGCUCCCUCUUUGGAUUCCUCUCUCUGACUGCCACUGAGCUGACCCCCCUCCAUCCAACUGUCCCAUCUCCACUCCCAUUGUUCUCUGUUGUACUUCACUGUUUACAAAGUCUUCUGUACUUUAUUCAAUGCCCUCUUCUUACCCUCUGCUUGUAGAGAGGGGGGUAUUAGCCGCCACUUUGAUUGGACAGUUUUUCCUUGAUAUUUAUCAGAAGUCGGCAAGGCCAUAUGCAGCAGGGGGAUGAUAGUCAACAGGAGCCAGAGGGGGCAGGCCCCGGCUCAGGUUCUGGAGUUAGAAAAGAGACAGGGAGGUCACAAGGCCAAGGGCUGAGGAGGGCUUCAUCCCAGUCAGAGCACCCCUCUUUCAUUAAGAUGAGCCAGAACGCCAGGGAGAGCAUGGGGGUUUUUGGCCAGGGACUGAAACAUCUGUUCCAGCAACAGCGUAAACGACUCUCCCUCUCUCGCUCAGCCACUCCCUCCUCCUCUUCCUCCUCUUCCUCCUCGGUGGUGUCAGCAGGUGGCACCAUCCCCUCUGCACCCGAGGAAGCCUCUGGGCAGACCUGUCCUGAUUCUGACCACUUUUCUGCCCCUCUGGUUCCCUCUGCAGCUGGGCAGGGCUCAGCCGCCGUGGGCACGAUGAGGCGCGGGACCAGCCUGCAGAGCCGGCGAACUAAAGGCUCCGGGUCUGGAUCGGGGAGCGGGGAGCGGGAUCCGCUCCUACGAGGAAGCCCUCAGGUCCCGCACCGCCGCAACACCCAUGACCCCCAACAGCAUGUCAGCCGUCCACGCUCCUCUUCCACCACUGAGACCACGCCCAGCAGCCCCACUCCUGGACAGGUGGGGAGCGAUGUGGUACUGUCAUCAGGAUACCAAUCUACGGAGGAGACAGACAGGGUAGGUGACAGCAGCUGUAAAUCAUAUUAUCCCGACACAGACUGAUCGAUGCGCCUCUGUAACCUUUUACUUGUGUCAGGCCUUGUUUGUCAGUGAACUGUCUAUUAGAAGCUGAAGUUCACUUCGCUGCUGAUGUAACAUUCCUUCUGUCUUAGCUGUGAACAAACAUGGCCUUCCCUGCCGUCUGCCAUCACUGCCAUCUGGUUUCACACAGUGCUGAAAAAAGACUGAGUUAAAAGACAUUUUGAAACCCAACGAAUAAUUAUUAAAGAUAAGGAUAGAUACCUAUAUUUAAUGUGAAAGGACAGCCAAGGUUGAAGAAAACUAGGUCUGUGUUCUAUACUGUCAUUGUUACCAAUAUACAUACCAACACAGAUUGCGCUUGUUGCAGUUAUUUCUCCUUUUUGGCAUUAACAUGCAUCUCAGGUGAGUGCAGGUGUAACUGCACUGAAGAUAAACAGAAAGCAUUGAGAGCCAGUCAGUUACACCACAUACAGGUGGUAAGUGCAGUAUAGGGCCUUGUCUUUUUUUUGAAGUGUGUCUCGGGUCACACUGUAGAGCUACCCACUCAAUUUACUAUUUACUAUUUCCCUGUUAAAGCCAACCUUCCACCUUGUAGAUAAAGCAGUAAUGAAGAUGUUCUCAGUAGAAAUCAUUCUGCACAUUAUUACUGUAUUUCUGUCUUAAAGCACACUACAAAAUGUUUUCUAGUUGGAUUCAGGGCUCCUGAAUUCACAGAGUUAUUUUGCGUAUUUAAAUGGACAUGCAGUUGAAUGAAUCACCUUUUCCCUUUUUUUCUAUCACAUUGAGGCAUCUUUGCAUAAACAGAAGCUUCUUCUGUUGGCCACCUUUCCUCUAAAACUAACAGUAUUCAUAAGCUGCAGAUUUAUCCCUGAGAGUUAGCAAAUAACCCCAUAACCUUUUUCUAGGCUGCUUGCCAUUUUUUGCUUGGCACUUGGUGGUGAGCCUCAUCUGAACCCGUGAUCCUCACACACCAUAGAAAUUUCAAAAAAUGUUUUAUCUUAGAAAUCAGAUGAUGUUUUUUUUUAAUACACAUGAAGAGUAAAAGAUCUGUGAUCACUGAAAGUAAAACUGUGGUGUUAUCUUUACAAGCUAUCUGUACUAGGCUCAGCUGUUGAGACACAGUCAGGAUGAGAGAGCUGGAACACUGAAGUCCUUAUCUUCUUAUUUUUACCUCGGUUUUUAACCACCUCAGGCAUUUCAGACUUUAGUUCAUUCAGUUUACCACCAGAGGUCACUGUCAGAUCAGCCAUCCUGCUGUGAGCUGCGCUGGGCUUGGUUCAUGUAGAGGUUGGGUUUGCAUUCUAAGCUUUAAAAGGUUGCAGGUUUGGUCCUUGCCUUAAUCAGAUAAACUCUGUGAACCUGUUUGUAAAAGACAAAGACAAACUAAUAGUUGUCAUUUCAAUGGUAGGUUUGCUGCCAUGACCCAUAGGUGCAGAUUUUUACUUGAACUUGCAGUAUUAACCUGUGAGUCAAAUUUGAUAUGAUCCUUUGUGCUUAAAAUCAAGUCACCUUCAGUUCUGUGUGAAUGACCUCACCUGAGAUGAAAGACCAGGACUGAGAGCCAGACAUCUGUGCUCCAUUCAUCCUGCUGUGAUGGACGACCAUCAACCUUUUCUGUAUUGUCACUUGCCCUUGGCGGAGACAGUAACCUGUCUUCCUCAUCUCUAGUGAACAUCUCAGCGCUGUCUCUGCACAACAACACAGCAAUGUCAUUGAGGUCAUGUGAGCGGUCGCCGUGGUUACCCUGAAACUUGCGGCAAGCCGCCUACAACUAUGCCCUGCUUGCGUUGCCAUGGUAAUGGCGUGGUCGACCUUGGGAAGGUGUGUGAGAUACCGGUUUAAGUGGAGGUCAAGGGGAAGAUUUUUGCUGUGCACCAUGAAAAAAACAACCCUUUUGUUAAACCUUCUUCUUUAAUUCAUCUUUUCUUUCUUGAACUGUUUUCCUCUUGCCCUCCUCUUUUCCUCUAUUCUGUAUUUCUCUCUUUUCCUCCCUGUACCCCUUCCUCUCUCCCCUGAGAGACUUAGCACAGACAGUCAGCUGGUCCCUCCUCCUCUUCCAUACCACCACCACCACCACCACCACUACCCUCCCCCUCCUCACCCCACCCGUCGGCACACUGACAGGAAGCAGGAGGCAACCUUGCCUCGUCCUAAAUGAGAGAGAGCCGAGCAUGGGCUGUGUGUGUGAAUGUGUUUCAGGAGAGGAUGUAGAGGGGCGUGUUCAUGUGUGGUUACAAGAUCUUGUUUUUGUCUAUUCAUUGUUUAUGUGUGUAUGCUGUAAAUCAUCCGUGCAUUAGCAGCCAUGUGGUGUGGUGAAUUGUAUACAAGAGAGGGAGACAGAGCUCAGGGAUCUCUAUGAAUUGAAGAGGAGGGCAACACAGCUGAGCAGCCUUUAUCUUUGCUUGCUCUCCCUCCCUUUUUUUCAUCUCCCUCUCCCUCUGUCACCCUCUCUCUCUCUCUCCUCUCUUGUGUUUGCAUAGUAGACGAAAGCGGUGUGGACUAAAAAUGUGUGUGCACAUGGCUGUUUGGAGAGGAGGGUAGUCUGUGUACCUCCAGGAUGUGUGUCUGUGAAUGUACAGUCUACUCCAUGAGGCGGUGUGUACUUAUGAGGGAUUUCAGUGGAGAGGAGUAGAGCUGGGGUUCCAGCUGUGGGUUCAGCAGUCAGUCAAAAUGGUGCAGCGCUUCAGCCUUCGUAGACAGUACUCCAAGGUAAGCUUAAAUCAAACAAGCUUGUUGAGUCACUAAAACCUUGUCUGUGUGUUUUCCUGUCUCUUUGCUGCCACUUCAUUCAUGGCUGGAGGCACAGUUGUGUUCAUUUUUUUGCUGCUGGCAAUGCCUUGUGUUUGGAUUUUGUGCGUCUUUUUACACCCCUCUUUCUCUCUCUCUCGCUCUUUCUUUCUGUAAUUAGAUGAAGAGUUUCUUUUUGCUGCUUAUUUAGUGCUUCCUCUCAGCAAAAUGUUAUUGAUCAGUUCUCUAGUGAGCUAAAAAAAAACAAUGGACAGUACAUCAGUAAGCUGAAAAUUGGACCCCCAAACAAGACUUAUUGCUUGUUUUUUUCUCUGGUUUUAGUUUUAUAUUGGAGCACACAAAGAUUUUCCUCCGAGUUCUCAUCCACUUAAAGGUUUAUUGAUUCAUACAGUAACAAAGUGGUCCAUCUCUGCACUUUAUCUCAACUCCUGUUAAACAGUAACUUAAGCCGGAGCAGCGAGCGCUUCAGCCCAUAAGGUCGAUUUGAGCCGUCACCAAGGGGAGUAAUGAUUAGUAAAUAUUUUGUCUGGUUAUUGCUGAUCGGGGAGCAUUUAUGACUCAAAUGCAAUAACAGUUUAGCUUAGUAUGACACUGCUUUACGGCUAUCCAUGAGAAAGAUAAAUCACCCCCUGAUGGCAGGGCUGCUAAAGAGGGUAGGGGGGCUGGUUUCAAAUUCAGCAUUAGGUCUGUUAAAAGCCCGCUGUUCUGCAGCUGGUGCUCAGCCUGUGGGAUUAAUUACAAUUAGCUGCUGAUUAAUUGAUUGACUAACUACGCCCACCCGAUUUAUCUUCAGCUCUGUGCCACAGUGCCGGUGAAUGUUCAUCUGCCUGUGAGCAUCAACAUGUGCGUGCACAUAUGCACACAUGCGGGCAGCCAGAGGCACAGUCUCACUUUAAAGCUGGAAGGCCUGAUCCUAGACUGAUCAAAACUCAUCUUGUCUGGUUUUUCAUUUUUCUUCUCAGAGGAAUAGGGACACAAACAGAAGUAGAAACUGAUAGAAGAAGGAUUUGGCUGCAAGGUGCAAAAUUUUUAGUGUCACGGUGUCAGGCUUGUUUGGGGCUGGAGAUAUGGGAAAUAAAACUGGGUAAAAGCUCCAGUGGGAUAUGAGCUAUUGAGCUGAGAUUGAGAACAGGAGCCAAGCCCUGAAGCUAGUCCUCUUACAGUGUAAGAUUUUUGUGUGUGAAAGAGAUUUAAAAGAUUUGUUUUUGGAGAACAAAACCUUCUCCAGAGCCUCUCUGCGAUUGGUCACUGAUCUACCCUCCAUCUGAUAGAUGACCCUGUCUCCUUACUUCAGGCUGCAUCUCCAUCUGUCCACCUUUCUCUGUGCACACUUUCCUUUAUCUUUUGCUGUUCAUGUCAAAUAUUUCAUUGUGUGUUCUCCUGCAGUAGUAACUGAACAAGCAUUUUUUUUCCUUUUUGAAAAAAUGUAAUCUUUUUUGACUUGACCUUUUAGCUGCUCUCAGAUGCUUGUUGUAUUUAAAUCCACUUUUUGCACCAAAGAGAUAUAAAAAGAAAACAUACUGAUAACCUUUGAAACAGGUCAGUUUUUUUAAUAACAUAUUUGAGCAGCAUAUCAAGUACCAUUUAAAAGAGUUUGAGGGUUUAUAUUCCAAAAAGAUUGAAGAGUUUUUUUUUCAGUAUCAUUUGAUGAACCAAGGUUGAUUUAAGAAAAGCAAAUUUGUUUUGAGUGUAUUGACUAGGAAUGUAGAAACUUCUUACUCUAUCAUACUUUUGGAGUUAUAAUCCUCAGCAAAAAUUUGUUUGUCCUCUCUUACAGUCUCCAUACAUUGUACAGCCUUGUGUUGUCUCAGGGAUUGUUUUGUGUGCUUGACUUUAAAAGUCUUUCUUAUGCACUUGAGCCUGUCUCUGAAAGGAUUUGCAAAGGAUUUUGACAACAGACUCAUUGUGGAGGAUUUAGAUUUCUUUUGUCACUCCAACACUGUCCUGUUAAAAAAAAACGGAAGGAGAAGUGUCAGUGGGAGGCACAGAACAUUACCUGCUCCCCUGAGGCUUGUUCCUGCCUGCUAGUUCAACAUCCUCAUCAGUGUGCUCUCAUUGUCUCUCACCUCCCCAGGCUACCGGCUGUGCUUUGAUGAAAGCGUUUGUGCCCUUUGCGGCAGGACACCAUCGCUUGUCCUGGAUCUAUUUUGGUGACAUUGAGUUAUUUGAAAAUGUCCAAAGACAGUCUUGGAUACGACAAGGAAUCAGUCAUUUAUCUACAACAGAUACUUUCAUCAAUUGCUGUAAACUGCUACUGUUACUAUUUGUAAUUAUCAUAUUAUUAAAACCUCAGCCACGACAGAUUUACCUCUCAUAACCUAAGCCCAGCCACCCGAUCAUGUAGUCAAACUUGUGUCUAAUCAAACAACUCAGUGUAGAAUGACAGUGAGGGAGGGAGAGAGAGGGAAAGACAAGCAUGAGCAUGAUGAAGCAUGUGCUCUUACUCGAUGCAGAUUAUGUCAUCCUACUACUGUUUGUCAACUGCCAAUUGGUAGCCAAUAGUCUUUCUAGCACUGUGUUGUUGCAGACGUCAGCAUUUUGUAAUGAAUCUUUGUGGUCCAGGGUUGUUGACAUCGGCAAAUUUGUAGGGUUUGGCAGAUGUGUGAGGUUGAAGUGUUGAGGCAGUACCAAAAGUUGAUUAUUAUGUGUUUAUGUUCCUUCUUUACUCUGUAGUCUUUCCCACUAUCUUGUCUUUAUGCUUUUAUGCACACUUUAGUGGUUUCUCCUCUCUUUCUUUUUUCACUAUCUUCUAUUCCUCUUCCCAGACAAACAAAAAUCCUCCUGUCCUUCGAUUUUCUUUGCUUAUUAACAGCAAAUAUAAACAUGGCCUUUCUUACUUUCCUCCACUGGUUUGUGAUCUGUCCAUUUGUACAGCAUAUUGCAAAUUUACACAGUAUAGCAUGGGUGUAAGUGUAUGCAGGGAGACAGUUAUUGAUUAGGUGAACAAACACUGGUAUUGAUUGUGUAUUACACACAAUGGCUCUCCUGUUCUAUCUUCUGCUGCCGCUGGCUCUCUACUUACUAACAUUACUUGCCAGCAAUGGGAUGGUGUGUUUAUGCGUGGGCGCACUUAAUGUGUUUUUGAUCAUUCAAAUGGGUGUCGAAUUAGGCAAAGUGUUAGGCCACCAUGAGGUGCCAGACCAGCUCGAGAGCUACUUGGCACUCUUGAUUCUGGCAGAGGGAUUAAAAAUCAUUCUCCCCGAUAUUAGAUCUUAAUUUAAUGACUAGAUGGUGCUGAUGUUGAGAGCUAUGUAAGAGCAUCAUUUGAAAUCAACAAGCAAUGAUUUCAAAGCGUUUCUCUCAGGGUAAGGGUAAACUUUUGCCUUCUGCCCUCCCCCGAUCUAAUUUGUGCGAUAAAUUAUAUGACCCCAACAAUGUCUCAUCAAAAUGUAAAACUUUAAUAUCACAUCGCGUUUUUCAUUACAAGUCAUUUUGUGAUUCUUAUGUCCUGUCUCAUGUAUUUUUCAGGGAUUGGGAAGCUCAGUGUCCUUACCAGGAAGUUUGCUUCACACACAUUAAAAUAUAUCAGACCUUACACUCAGGUUAAGUCAUAGGCCAAAUCACCUCUGCUCAACCCAGUAGAGAUAUUUAGAAGCUUAGAGGUGACAGAAAUUAUGUCCAUUACUCUGUUUUUUUUUUUUUUUUGAGAAGUGGAAAACUUUUCAAAUCUAUCAUUCAGCACUUCUGCUUCAACAAGCCAGAGAUUUCUUAUGUAUUGAAAUUUGAGCCCACAGCAUACCAAAAGGUUUCACUCAAACAGUGAUGUAACUGUUGACUAUAAGUAAAACAUAAAUCCCCAGUCUCUAUGAAACCAGGAGCACCGUAGAUAAAGUAUAUAACAUUUCAGGGCUACAUUUCUACCAGAAAUCAACAUUUUAAUCUCAUGUCAAUGACUGUGUUGAGUUGAUAAGGAUCUGUUUGUUAUUUAAGGAGUUGUCACUUUUAAUCAUUCUUUAAUCUUUUUUUAUUCAGUCCUGUAAUUUACAAUCCACCAGAAGUAUACUUCAAAAUAAAAGCACAGUUUGAUAAUGCAAGAGAUAAAGAAACAAAAAUGCAUGAGGAGAGAAAUGUCAAAAUAAAAGCACAACAAACAAGGCAAUGUCUUCUCCAAAAAAGUAAAAUAAAUCAUCACCACAUUGGAAGAUUAUUAGAAAUAGAUGAUUUUAUGUAAGUUAAUUGCAUUUUAUAGAAAAGUUAAUGAAGUAAUUCCUUAAUUUAAAUUGUUGUGUUUUUUUAUUCUCAAGUUUAUUGUUAUAAUGUCAUUAUUAUAUUUUAUGGCCACGGUAUUCAUGAGGUGAAAAUCUGAUUAUGCGACAGCUCUAAUUUAAAAAUUCUCUCUCAGAUGGUCUGGUUGUGAGUCCAAGACCUGAGUGAUGCCGACUGAACACCUUGUACCUUCUUUGGCAUUUUGCUGUUGAAAAGAAACUCUUGGCCUGAUGGUAUUUUGGUCUGAACUCGAAAUGCCAAGCACCAGAUCCUAGCUGAGAAGCAGCUAGAAUUUGUUUUUGGUUCAAAUAUUAGACAUCUUUGUAUAGAUUUCUAAUUAUACACUUGUACAUUAUGUACUUAUGUUAGCGGGCACAUGUACGUAGCUAUGUGGAGGAUCUCUAUUCAGGCUCAUUUUCCUCCUUUUAAUGUUUUUUUCUUGUUCAACUAUUUCUUUCCACACCCUCUUUCCAUCCUUUACCCCCUCACUGUUUGUCUUUCUCCGUAUCUCAGGUACUGUCAUCCCGUAGCUCUCACCCUCUCUUCAUCUUUCUCCCUCUCAUCUGUGUCCACUGCUCAGACAGUGGAGCUGGUUGCCCAUCUCCAUGGUAACAGGUUGAUGUUCAAAGAGGGCCAUAGCUGCUUUACCCAGUUGAAUGCUCACAGGUCUGCUGUCUGAUCUCACAACCUCCCCACCAGUCUGUUUGGGUGGAAAGCAACCUUUUAGAGCUGUGCAAAAGCAUCUUCUAAAAUUAGACUCCAGUGCAAGUUCACCAAACAUGCCUAAUUCUGUCAAACGUGGCUCUUCUAAACUUCAAAACUAGGCUGUCUUGUUUGUCAAGCUUUGCAUAUGGCACGGCUCCACAGGAGACGGGUUGGAAUGGCAACCUAUCUCUUAGAUCUCCAUGCUCUAGAUGCUCGACUGUUUCCUGUCUCUCUGACAAUGCAUAUUUAAAUUGAGUCCUCAGCAUGACGUACAAAGAAAGCUGUGAAUUGUGUUGCAGUGUCAGUAAAAAAAAAGUUUGUGCUCAACAGUUAACAGUCCUCGAUGGGACUCCUGUCCUCCUUCAAAGAGAAAGAACCAAACAAAGUAAAGAGAUGCUAUGUAAAUGUUUUGUUGUGUCAUGUGAAAUCCAGAGAGUGGCAUUAAAUCAGAUUCUUGUGUUUUGUGUGCAGAUCUGUGUGUGUCUGCGUGCGUGUGUGUGUGCGCUUCCUUUGUGUGUGUGUGAGCUCCCCACCCUACUGUUUGUGCUCCCUUUGAAGUGGUGCCCCAGCCUGUUUAAUUAGGCUGCUGAAUAUUCAUUUGUGAUUACACAUAUAGGCCGACGCCCUUAUCUAGGGCUGGUUGCUAUUAGUAUUAACAACAUUGGGAACACCUCAUGCUAUUCCACAAACACACAUACUCUCUUACACACGCACACCUUAUGACAUGAAAAAAGGUUACAACAGGGAUUCAACUAAGAGAUGAGGAUGUUUGAAAGGUUAAUACAUAUAGGUGUAUUUGUGUAAGGGUGGUGUGGUUUUAUUUGUUAGAGAAGUCAGAGUUUUGGAGGGGAAAGAGAUAAAAUAAAGAUAUGAGUUUCAAGCCAUUCUUCCCUUUCAGUUAGUUUUAUAGGCUCCCAAUCUGGGUCUAAAUGAGGAAGGAGUCUACUGCAGCCCUGCCUGUUUCUCUUCUGCUAUUUAUAGACAGAUGUCAGAACCAGUGCUGGUCAAGUUCACUAAUAAAGGACAUUUUACUGUAUUAAUAUCAGCAGAAAAAAGGAAUAGGUUUGUUAAUAAUUAAGUGACAAGAAAUCCAUUUUCCGAACCACUCCCUCUCUGCAUACAAAUGACAUCCCUCAGUCGUUUUUGUCAUCGGAUUGUACCAUUUGAUUUCUGCAUUUAUCCUUUCUUUAAUUAUUUUCAGGUAGUCCGAAAUUGUUUCAGGAUAGAUUUCUUUUCAACUUGGAGUACUUUUGAGAUGAUUUGGCAUGUUUGUGCAGGAGGUCAUGUGCAUUUGUGUACAUUCAUGUCAGCAGUGAGUCACUAUGGGUCAUUCUUUGUGUGUUUAUUUUUGGCCUGCAGCUGGUCCUUCCUCUUUCAGCUUUGUGUGUCGGUGUAUAAGAGGGGACAUAAGUGCGAGCAUGCACGUGUUUUGCUGUUUUCUCAGCCGUUGCACAAUUGCUACAUACUUGGCCGGUCUUGGGAUGCUCUGGUUAACCUUGACCCACAUUUCUCUUCUUCAAACACUCUCCUCUGGCUGGAUUUUUUUUCCUCAUUCAACAGAGUGGGCUUUGACUGAGGUAGCGUCAGUGUAAGAUCUGAAAAUAAAAUCAUGUGCUUGUGAAAUUAUACCACUCUGUUCCUUGAUGAAAACUCACCUGGUUGUAUUUCUUUUUUCUUUACUCAGGGUGGUCAGUGUGUUGUUUGUAAAAGGAAAUUGCUCAUUUUGAGAGAGAGAGAGGGAGAGAGCGAGCAGAGAAAAAAAAGGCAGACAGACUCUGGGGGAGCACGCUCCCCAUCCCUGCCACUCCCUGCCCUGUCUAUAUCAUUUGUGUGAAUCUGAUGAAUUAUGGAUGAGGCUAUAGAUCGCUGAGCUCAGCUCUGCUCCACUGACCCACUUAGAACGCACAUGGGCACACAUUUCAAGUCUGGUCACAACCUCUGGAGAAUGCUAUCAUAUUUUCCCUCUGCCAUUAUUCAGAACCAUUACACUCAUUCUUAUGUGUGUCAGGCAGAAGGAAUCAUGAGAAUCAGUUAUUCUUUUCCUGAAUGCAUCCCUUCAGAAAAGCUCCUUUCCCUCUGAAAAAUUUUCUCAGUAACACUGACACAACAUUUAAGGAUUAUAUUUCUCCAAAUAAUUUAUUUGGUUGAAAAUGCACCAUCAGAAAACACAAAACUAUAUCUGUGCAAGCUGACAUGCUUACGCUAUUCAGUAUCUGCUCUUAACAUAACAAGUUGUUUUCUUGUGAAUUUCUACCCUAAAAUUUUUAAUGUAUAAUACCACAGUGUGAACCGUGUGGUUACACCCUUCUCUGCUCUCAAUUUUACUGCCUGCUGUUCAUCUCAUGACAAAUCCUGCCCUCCUUCCUGUUCUCAGAAUCAGCCCAAAGGGCACCUAUGUGCCUCUAUGUCACACAAGGUAUGAGUUAUGUUACAUAAUGUACUGCAUGUCUUUCUGGGGGAGGAGUGAUAAUGAAAGAAUGUAAUAAAAUGGAAAGGCUUAUUGACAGGAAACAUGUCAGGAAAUGACUGCAGUCACAGACAGACCUGUAACACACUCAAUUGGCCAUAUAGUAAAGGAAACACACUGUGGAGUAUAUUUUGUGCUCUUACUCCCUCUGGUGGAUUGAUGUUGAAGUUAGGUUAAGUGUUCGUAAUAUUUACAUCCACGUUUUCCUCUGCUUUGCUGUUUUAAUGGUAUAAAACAUUCCUCCCUGGGACAGCAACUCACAUUUCAGAGAUCCUCCUAUGAUUUGAUAUCUGUUUAAGAACUGAAAAUCACUGAAUCACCUGGUCUUGUUCUGUGUCAAAACAGACAAGUUACAUCAGACAUGGAGGUAAUAGCAUUUAGUGUCCACACAAAGCAGAGGGGAGUUUGGUCAAGUCUUAACCCUAAUCUUCGCUCUCUGGCAUAAAUCAGAAGAACCAACCUGUGUUCAUCAAAAUCUGGAGGUUUUGAGUUUUUCAGCCGUUUCCAUUUUUAUUACAGGCUGUUUCAUGUAUAAAUAAUCUGUGUGGGAUUCAAAAUACCUUCUGAUUUUCUCUCUGUGCAGUAGCUGUCAAGCAGGUGAGUUCUAUUAGUAAAACACCAAUCCUUGUUACCAGCCCUCUUGUGAAGUCUAUUCCUCGAGGUGGCCUUAUUUGAAGGUUUCUAAAACGAGCUUAACAGCACCUAUGACCUGAACCAUCAAGUAAGUCUGCCUCAAAGUGGGCAGUGGGUUCAGCCUGGGGCUACAAUGUGUGGUAUGGGGUUUGAGAGGACAAGAAAACUUGGAUGGGGCCAAACUAAACAAACUUUCUGGCCCAUAAGGCUGGGACUGUUUGUUCUAGAUUCUUCAUCUUCCUGCUUAUGAAUAGGCUGGCAGUGUGUUUGGGUCCGCACACUGCUCCGUGGUACUCUGGGUAUUAUACAUCAUUCAGCCAGACCAACUCUGCAUAUUGGGCUGGUGCCCUUUCUGUUUCAAUGUUGCAUAACCGGAGUUUGAGUAUGAACAGAAGUCUAAACAGAACCAGCUCCAACAAAUACCAGCCACCAAUGGACAAACAUUGUUUCUGCGCACGUACCCACUUUGUUCCCCUUCAUGUACACACAUUGCUUUCUGUACAUAAACAAACAGCCACUGUCCUUGUACCCCAACUUUUAUUUAUUUAUAUCAAAUUGAACCUCCGUAUACAUAUCCACAUAUACCAUUAAAUAAAUCUUAACAGAAAAGGUCAAAACAUGAUUGGGGACUGCCAACGUAUAACACAAACAAAGGAUAUCAUAAAAAAAAUACAUUUGACUCAACCCAAAACCCCAUUUUUGUUUGCAGAUAUGGAGUAAUAUGCCACCAGAUGACGUCUGUCAUUUUAGUGUACCAACAUUUAUUGGUUGAGCUGCACUAUAAUUAAAUUAGCAAAACCCUAAAAUUUGCAAAUGCAUUGGCAGAAUACUAAACUCUUUGCCAAUAAUCCAAAUAUCAUACCGUACCUUUCCAAAGUGACAUACUGAAACAUUCACGCCUGGCUGUUUCUUUUAUGAACUUUUAUAUUUACAACAUGUUAUAUCCCUGUGGUGGUAAAUAUGGAGGUAAGACAUGCCAGCAAAAUCCUAGUCAAAAUUUUAGCAAUUUUGGAAAACUUAGUCUGCAUAGUUGGAUACUGCAUACUCUGCGUAUGGGUGAACAGAGAGAUUGCACAGGACAAAUUUGCAAUAACCCAUCUGACAAUUUUCAUGUAUCCACCAGUCUAUAAGUAAAUGAAUUCAGGUUAACAAUGGAUUAAAACAAAUGGAGCUAAUGUUUCCGGUCACUUAACAAUCUUCACCUGACUUAAAAAAUGCAAAACAUUUUAAAAAAGAUGGUUUUAUAGUUUCAAUCUCAGUAAGACUUACUCUGAAUGUGAGGGUUUGGUCUCUCUUGCUGUGUGAUGUGUCCUGGGUUAGAUCAGGAGGGUGCACUAACACUGCAUUGUCAGGGCCUUUCUUUAAGUGCAGUCAGACUAUGUGGGUGUCUAAACUUGACUUUCGAGACGGGCUUGCAGAAUUUUCAGACAUAGCUGGCCAUCAUUGUCCACGUCCAGACGAGGGAUAAAACUGUUAAAAGCCUUUGUUGUUUGUGUUGUUGUUAUUGUUGUUUGUUUUCCUUCCUGCCUCGCUUGCCAGUAUUUUUGCUGGCUGGAAAGAUGUUUCAUGCUCUCUGACCGCGCCAGUCAUAAUAGCCUCUGUGUAUAAAGUGCCCACUGGUUUAUGUAACUGCUAAUAGGCCCAUUGAUUAUACUGGAGCUUAGAGUAGGGAGAGCUGGACAGCCUGGGUUGCACAGGAGGCUUCUUUUUUUUAUGGGAGAUGGCAUUGUUCAACAAGGCCUGAGCCCCGAGUCAUGGUUGUCGCCUCUCUCUCAGGCUUGAAUUACCCCCAGUCCAUGCAGACAAAGCUCUCGCUCUUCUGCCUUUACGUAACCUCUCACACCCCCAAACCACACCACCAUGUAACCCCUUUCAAUAUACACUCACACGGAGGGGCCUGUGGUGUCUGAGCAGGGAACCUACACAUAGAUAUAUAAUUUAAGGGGGAGCGGGUCGCCGGGGUUAAGACUUCAUGUCCCCUAUACAUGUUUUUAUGGUCUACUUCUUCUCCCUAUAUGGUUAAUUCUGUUCAUCCCUCCUCUAUUCCCCCUUCAGUUACCAUCAGGAUCAGCCUCUACCCUUCUGUUCUUGAUUCUUCCAAAAACUUUCUGGCUGUGUGGUGCCCGCCUGGCCUCAGUUCAGCGCCAGGCUUAGUCCUUUGAAUGACAAUGAGUAUGAUGUAUUAUGAAAUUCUUGCCGCCUUUCUCCACAGGCUGGGGAAGAAAAACAUAGCCACAAGUUAUGUUGGUAAAGCUGACCGUACAGCAGACCACCUUUGUUUUCAAACCAGAGACAUGUUAUGUGUAAAACAUAAUAUUUUUGAAUGGGUAAACAUGAAUUGUAUUACAGUUCUAUCUUUAAUAUUUCAGUAAACAAACUGUGUAAUCCACUAUAACUUUAUUUGUGUAGCAUUUUUCAAAACACAAGUUACAGUGCUCAGCAUAAACAAAUACACCCCUUCAGGGUUGUCAGAAAACCUUUAGUUUCCUUUCAAAAUCAAAAUUUCUAUGUCAAGCUAUACAACAAAAUACUCCCCCAAAUAUAGGCCAUUGAUUGCAAACAAGAUUUUUUAAGUUGCAUCCCAAAAAUUUAAAAUCAGGAUGCAAAAAUGAGUCCAUCCCAAUCAAAGUUCUGGGAGCAAAGCUAAAUUUUAGUUACCAUAUCACCCUUAUUUUCAUCUUAUGGUGAAUAAAAUGUCAUGUUAAACUCAGCUUUGUCAAAAGUUUGGAAAUUGUACUUUUGCUCCUCUAGAUAUUGACUAAUACAUUACUUUUAAUAGGGAGUGUACUGACUUAUGCUGGGUACUGUAAAUGUGAUUAACAUUAAGAAUAGCUCAAACAAAACAGACAUAAACUAGCACAAGAGGUCUAAACAAACACUAUAAAACUUAAACAUUAACUAUCAGCACUGUAAGGUGUGAGUUUUUUUAAAGUGCUGUGCAGAAAGACAAAGAUAGCAACCCUGAUCUCCUCCAACAAGUUGUUUCAAAGUCUAGGGGCCCAGAUUGCAAAAGCUUUAUCACAUUUGUCCGUUACAGAACUUUGAACCAGGAGGGACCAUGCUGGGGAUCUCAGGGAGCAAAUAAAUGAGCGCAUAGCUCUAUUAGUGCAUUUUGUGUUGAAAGAAAAAGUUCACGUGAUGAAUGACACGAGUUUGAUUCUGGUAUAGGUGUGUCUUCAUAAAUCAUUUUAAUCUGUUUGGCUGCUUAAAAAAACAUUACAGUCGGUGGCCCAUCCCACAUAUUGUCGUACUGUUCUACUGUUGGGUGUGUCAGUCUGUUUUACCAGAUAAGCAUGCCUGCUUUUGAAUGUCCGCAUACUUCACCAGUUCAGCGGGUCAGGUCCUUUCCAGACACAAGCGAAAUGCACGUGAUGUAUUCAUCAAAUGAGGUCAUCAUUUUGUCAACAAGGUACUUCCCAGUUUGAGUGAUGCCACCAAAGGAUCUCACAGGGAAUGUGCAUGUGAUCUAAAAAAUCAUGUUAGAUUUGAUAAGUUAAUUCAUAACUGAAGUAAAACAAUACGGUUCAAAGAUAUUAUGAGUCAAAGUACCCUAUCAUGUUAAUGCUACAGCUUCUGCCCAUGUAAAUAACACCUAAUAUCAGUCCCAGAUCUUCACUCUAUCCCUCUAAGUUUCAGCUGCUAAUGUGGCAUUAAUAAAGUAAACCACCCUUUGGGGCCAGCAUCUUCAUUUUAUAUUUAGCUCUCAAACAUCAAUCACUUGUCGAGGCACGAGCACAUCCCCCUCUGUGAGUUUGUGAUUGAGGUGCCACUCUGCUAUUUAGGGAAUGUUAUUAAGGACUGCAAUUAGAGAGUUUGUGAAGAUAUCCUGAGUCACUCUGAAAGCCAGAGUAUUCCUGGACAGACAGAAGCUGCUGGGGGCUACAUGAACUUUGUAGGGGGGCUUGGACCUUAGGCUGGGAUGACUUGCUGAGACCGGGGCAAAGAAUGACAGCAAUGCAUUCCUGCUUGAAAGGAGACGGUUAGUCAGAAGAUAGUGUGAAAUUCCUCCAUGUGACGAAUGAUCGACAGCAAAGGCAUCAGUAAGAUAAACAUCUUAUGUUGUUUGUCACUUUAAGGAGUAUUACUGCAUGACUUACCGAUGAUCUGAGUUCAGAAACCAGUUCCACCAGCUGUUCAUACUUUAAAUCUGAGUGUUGUGAUAUUAUCAGGUUUUGCUCAGUGGAGACUGACACAUCAGUGAAUCAAUGCAGCAAGUAAACAAGAUUUUUCAUUCUGCAAAAUUACCUCCUACUAAAUAUGUCCUACUGUUUGGCCAGGGGUAAAUAGUUAAACAGACUAGCAUGCUAGGUUAGUGGUAUUUAUUUUUGAUAGGUAUCUCAACAAGAAAGACUUCAGAUUUACUUAUUUAAAGAUUACACAGUGACAUCCUGAGUAUAAUUCUCGCAUAGUUUAGCUUAAGUCUGUCUUUUUCCGCAAUUAAUUAACAACAAAUGUGUAUUUUUGUAUAUGAUAUAUUUAGAGAUGAAACAAAGCCACACCUUUACUGACUUCUGAUCCAUAAAAGAUGUAUUAUUUUUUUUAUUCAAAAUAGUUUUAAAUCUGUUUAACAAUGCGCAGCUUACCAGUGUUUGAUUUGCACUUUUCAGGAGUUCCAGUUUGGUUGCUCUCUCUCUUUGUCACACAGGCAUGACUGGUCAUAGCAUGCCUACACGGGGGAAAGUCCCUGAGACCUGAGUCUCCCACUGUGUUGACUGGCCUACAUUCCACUGCCACCUAUUUAGCAAGCGUUGUUGUACAUCAUUAAUUGAGUUUUAUCCACAGAUCCUCGGUGGUUUAAACUCAAAAAUAAUCUGCCAGUUUGUGUGAAGCCUGUCGCAGUCAGUGUAAAUUAACUGCACCUGAAUCUUGGCUCAAAUGUGAAAGCUCGAACUGAAGGUAUUUUGGGGACACUUAACUGAAACAAAGUGCGUGUUAUGUUCGGCUUGCCAAGUGGGCCAUCUUGUUCUCAUCAGUGAAAUAUGCCAGUCAAAAGAGUCUUUUUACCUCUUAUAAUGACAGCAGCAGAUACUUCCACAGAUCUUUUCUACCAACAUAUUACAGAUGUCAUUUUAUAGUAAUGUUGGACCCUUUAUUUAUCUGGAGAAAUUAUUAUAUCCAAGAUCUUAGUGAUUUUACACACAAAGUGCUGAUGCAUCUCAUUGAGGUUUGUUGACCUCUUACUUAAGUUAAGUUACAGCGCACUUUUAAUGAGAAAGGCUGAGACGAAAAUAGACAAAACCAGCUUCUAAGUGACAAACUUCCUCGUGCAAGAUCAGUACCAGACUCUGGUUUUGAACUUCUGAUGCUACCAUGUCUCCCCUUGAUGAAAACACUUGGGUCAAUCCUAGGUAUCACACACUUCCAUUUCCAUCUGAGCAGGUUGGGACUAUUCUUACAUAAGCAGCCUUAGCCUACCCUCUCUCCUGGUCCCCAAACUCCCUCCCCUCCCUCAUUAAAGCCUGUAUUCAUGCUCUCCUCACCCCCCCCCUCCCUCCUGUCGGCCUCUGCACUGAAGUCUUUAGUAGCCCUUGUCCUGCCUUACCCCCUACGCGCCGUGCUUUGCUUCCCUGCCUAAUUGGUUUGUACACUUUAGGAAGUGACGGCUCCUGUGAAACAGGACUUUAUCUGGAAAAGCAUGUGCAGAGAGAGGAGGCACUUGAAUGUAAAUUAUCAUGUGCUUUAUUGCUUUUGAGGUGAGCAACACGCUCUUUACCUCUGAAUUGAUAAAACAUUAUAGUGUCUACACAUUUAAGUUGAGUAAUAUUAUUUGAUUUCCAAUUUAACUUGUUAUAUGAGAGGAUAUAAAAAAAUGUAUAGUCAUAUUUACCAGUUUUUCCCACUGAGUUUUAACUAACUUUUUUAACUAACUCAGUUCAAGUUGUAGUAGCCAGUUGCAAGCAUGCUGUUGCUGUGAUAAAUCGGUAAGAUAGAGUAAACCAAAGAAGGGAUGAAACCGUCCUUUCAUUUGUGGGAAAGUAACCCAGUGACGCAGUCUUGAGCUAUCGUCAUGUGUCCCUACAUAUGCACAGUUUUGAAUAGCAGCUUUGUAAUCGUCAUAUGACUGUGUAAUCUGUGUAAGCUGGGUGUUUGCUUGGGUGCAGGAUCAUUCUUCUCGUUAGACCGAAAAAAGUAAACUCCUUUGCAGCUGUGUGUUUCAGGAUAUAGAUAUAAUUAUGUGCAAAAUCAUAGAACUUCAAGCUCAGGUCAUGCAGUGCGGUGCAGAGACGCUUUGUUUAGCCGGGGUUAUGAGUGCACACAGGGAGUAGAUGGUGACUCAUUACAGCAUGAUCCCUGUGGAAACUGAUUGGCUAUGACAAUUAAACUGUGCGAUAAUGAAAAGGUGGAGUACGCGGUUUUCUCUGUUUCUUUCUGCCUGAGCUAACCACUAUUUUGGAGCUUAGCUGGCUCCAACAGAAGAAAAGCUUCCCCCCACCCUUCACAAAGCUUUCUCACAACCCCUCUCUCCUUUGCUCCCUCUCGCUCCGUCUCCCUCUCAGUGACAGCUCCUGGUGGGCUCUUUUUUUUCUCCAGUCUACUCCCUCGCUCUCCUCACAUCCGUCCUCUGGGUCUCUGCUUCUUUUUUUUUUUUUCUCCCUCUGAGGAUUUUAUCCCUGACGGACUCUUUGAACAUUUAACUUCUCUGUAAACUUUUCCUUCUUUUAACCCUGCGUCCAUCGGGCCCUGCCAGCCUUCAUCCGAUUAACUGCCUCUGCUCUGUCAACCCAAACCCGCAUCAGACGGACCCUUUGCUCCAGAGGAGUCUUUGCUUUCCUCCCGUUGAAGGCUGUCUGUGGGAGUUCUGCUCAUCGGAGCACACGUGUGCGUUUCAUAGGCUCGCUGUCGGUUGCUGUGUACAGUGGAGCGUGUGUCAGCACUGAAGCGUGGUCAUGGGCUUUGAAGAGCAGCUGCUCUGUGGACCAUCCGCUCAACAUUCCCUCGACUCUGCAGCUUUCAAUAGUCACGGUUUAUUACUGGAGAGACUGAGCACUCUAUGGAUCCUGUAUAUUCAAUCAGGCUUCUAAUUCCAAAGAGUCUCCACUUUCCUGUUGUCAAGUGGAGUCUUUGUCUAGAGGACUUAAAGUCAAGUGGAUUUUGUUUGUCCUGAGUGAUGAGUGUAUUCACGGGGCCUCGCUUUUCCCCUCUCCCCGGACUGUGCUUGUCUCUUUGGGCAAACAAAAACAGAUAGGCAGAGCUGACAAAAGCUGUACGCAUGCGUCUCACCACCAUGGAGGUCAUCCUCAACCUGGUUACCCCUGACUCCUCUCCACUUCACACUCCCACCACUGUGAGUCUCUACCUAUGCAUAGUGCUUGUAUAAUUUGUCACGCUUGUUUUGAGAUUUUAUUUUAUAGAACGAACCCUCUCUGUGGUUCAAGUCUGUAAUUGUUCCAGUGCCUUUGUUUACCUUGACAUGCUGGGUGUGCUCACCUGUCGCGGUGUGUGUGUGUGUUCUGUGUGUUGUACAUCGAAUCUAAAUACACUUCUCUGUUAAAACAAAAACUUGGAAGCCACAACUUUGGAGGGAGUCCAAUCUCAUUGGAUUUGUCUGGAAAUCAUUUGGACUGAAGUCUUUGUUGUCAUUGUUAGGCCUAAGCAAAAUCCUCCAUUUUUUUUCUGCUAAGACCUGACCUCUCAGCUGUUGACGUGUUUCUUUCUCGUGGAUGUGAACACAAAUGGCUUUUCUCACACUCUCUCAAUUCCUUGGGAAAUUUGCUGCCAGGCAUUUGCUAAGCGUUUGUGAUUUUGUUAAUGUGUGUGUGCGCCUGUUUGUUGUGCAUGGGCAUUAGUGCAACUUAGUGCCACGUGCAAAUUCGUGAGUGCAAGAGUUGAGUAAACUGAGUCUGGGCCAGCAUAACAGGGGGUUAUGUAAUUUUCUAUAUCUGCUGAAAAGCGUUCAUUGUGGCCACAUUGUAUCCCCUAAACAGUGACAAAAGUCGAUUCUCAUUAAAAGAAAAACUUUUGUGCGGAGCUAAAUUUAGCAUACCUGGCAAAUGAAAAGAGGAGAGCAGUUGGAUACAUGGCAGAUUUGUCACAGACACUGAUAUUUAUAGAUAUAAGAAGCUCAGAAAUGCAACGACAUGCUUACGUUAUCUCCACUCACACCUCAACCACUCACCAUCAGGCACAACCUCAGACAUUUUAUCUGUUUUAAAAAAGACAUCAAGAUCACCAAGCGCUAUCAUGUUGUUGCCAUGACGAUCACUUUCUGAUCCCCAGAUAGCAGGGUUAAAGAUCGAACCAAGUAAUCAGGAGUGUGAAGUUCAGUCAGACAGAAAUGAUUGGCUUGGAUGCCUGAUGAGUGAUGAGGUCAGAGAGCUAUAGGAGGUAUAAAUGGAGAGAAGGCAUCUGUAAAAUGCAAAAUGACUAUUUACAGGUGGAGAAGCGCAGGCAUUACUUAAACACGACCUCAAACGUAUAUCUCAUACCCACCAUGGAUCCAAGGCCCUGUCUCUAAUGGAUUUUUGGACAUGUAAACAAAUCUGCCGGGGACUGGGGAGCCAUAGCUGACCUCUACUAACUGCUGCUAAAACGUGUGUGUGCGAAAACACAUCAGCGCUGCACCAUUUUUCUCUACCUGAGAGGAUGCAAUCAUGGAAAAGAUAUAAAGCAGCACAGAUUUCAAAGAAAGUUGUCGGUCUUGCAUAUGAAAGUAGUGCUUCACAAGGAGCACAAGUGGACAUGACAGGAAGAUCACAGCUUCUUGGCAGGAAUGCGAGGUUUAACUAUCAGCAAGGUACAGUACUAUUUCCUCACACAUACAAAAAAGCAAAGAAAUCCUGAUCUAUGCCACGGUAUUAUGAAAAAAGAAACAGAAGAUAACCUGAGUUUAAGACAGGAAUGUUUCUAUCCAUAACAAACACAUACUUGCUCAGCGGUGUGCAUUACCUUCUCCAUGUUUACGCUAAAUAAUGUGAGACCAUUAUAUAACUUCUAACUCUAAUAACGUGUUGUAAAAAUACACACAUCUUUAUAUGAUAAGCAGCUACCAAGGGUAGAAAUUGGGUUCAAAUUUCAGUCACCUUGAGCUGGUCAGGGUGUAGAUAUCGAUCUUGGGACAAAAAGCUUAAAAUUGUUUCCACUCUUUAGCCAUCAGAACAUCUGGACACUAACUGGACCUGAAUGCACCCAGGUCAUCUGAUAGAACAUGGAGCAUCUUAAACAGGCCCUAGGGGAGAGAAAAAGAGAUUGCAUUGCUGAGAGGCGGGGGAUGAAAAAUGGUCUUAAAAAUACGGAAGGGUCUUAUGACAACAUAAGUCCAUUUUCUGCUCUAUGACCUACAUUCGGCAGAAAGGAAUUUGGGGCAUAUUUGUGUCCUGUUUAGCUUAGAGAAUUUUAGAUUAGACAGUACAAUAUGUUCUUGUUGUGUGUAUCUAAUUAUGUGCGAUGCAUAUCUAACAACAUUAACUUGUUAAUGCUCUCUAAAUGCCUGUUUGUGUGCAGUAUAUGGCUGUAGGUCAGAGCAGGGCUUGGCUGGGCUUCUCUGAAGCCUGCGGUGGAUCUCAGGUAAGUCAGGGAUGCUUCUUCAUGCUUCUAACCAGCUUUACAUGGAUCAGAGACUGUUGCGAAACCAGACCCACCAGCAGGCAGACCCAGUUCGGGGCUUGGUUGGAAUGAGAUUCCUUAAAUAGUGUGUUGGUGGUUACAUGUAAGGACCCCACAGGGCAGAGGGCAGGUCUAUGCAGCCCCCUUUAUCUUCCAUGCAGAUAAAGUCUAAUCAGAGUGGGAUCAAGCAGCCCCACAGUUACACACACACACACACACACUCAACUUUUCUCAUUAGGCUACACAAACGUCAGCGAUGCAGUGUCCUUCUUCUCGCUUCAGUGGCUCAACACAUCAACAUGUUUGGCUGUGUUAACCCUGGGAAAUUAGCCUAAUCCUUCAGCUCACCAUCUUUAAUUACAAGCAUGAUUAGUCUCAGAAAAAAAAUCGUCCAUUUGGGGAUGAUACUGAUCGUACAGACAUUAUGUACGGUAACUGGAACUCUCUAUCUCUGUCAGAGAGCUGGGGAUGAAGCAUUUCUUUGCUAUGUGUGGAAGCGUAACAGCAUGAGUCUGUACAAUGAGAUCAUAAGUGUGCAAGAGCCAGUAAGGGGGACCAUCUGAGCCGUCUGUACCGCUAUAAAAGAGGACAUACUCAUGUAAACCACCUGAUAGACCAACUGUGUGUGGUUUAUUUGCUUACAUAAGAGCAGCCCUCUGCUGACAAGGACUUUUUGAUCAAAGUAUGGGCGGUGAUUUGGUGCCAGUGUGUGCAGGUCACUGGGCCCUCAUAUCUAAACCUUUAUCUUGUCCGUAUUGCGGGCCACUCUAGUUCAGGGAUCAUAUAAGUUGCCCUUUGUUCUUUUAUCUAUAUGUCUAGCUAGCUGGUACAUAUUCCAUUACUUGGAUGCGACAAAACUUUUGAGACGUAAUCUUUAGUCCACACACAGUUGUCUAACGGCCACUUUAUUUAUACCGUAACUCAUAAAGCUAUUGAUAUGCUUUUGUUAACAGCCGAGCGCAGGCCAGGUGCUGCUCUGUAACGUCACCUCUUAGUUCCUUACGGCGCCAGCCCAGCAGGCUAUUCUAGUCGUCUGAUUCAUUUGAUCGCCUUGGCUGCCUGUCACAAGGAUUUCAUAGUGAUCAGUCUUACUGUAAACAACGCUGACUGGGUCUUCUUGCAUUUCACACAGCUGGACAGUAAUCAGUACAGUGUGAAACACUUACAUUUUAAAGCCGAAUUACCUAAAUGAACAUUUGUAAGCAACUUGCGAAAUCUUUUGUCUUCUGAUACAGAGGAAUGUGCCCUAAACUAAGUGUGUGUGUGUAGUUGAGGGAUGUCAGACAGGUUUUUCUUGUCUUUUGCUGUAGUGUUGCUCUCCAUUGGUUAGCAUAUUACCCCUUUUCCACAUAUGGUAAAAUCACUCAUCAGGGUCCAGGCACCAAGUCAGCCCUUCAUUCUCUCAUUCAACCUGAAGACAUGACUUGACUUCACAUAUAAGUAAUAUGCUACCCAUGCUUUUUACCUUGUACUUAAACAAAUUGUACAAAAACAAGCAAGGCACAUGGUCUAUUAUGGUUCUAUAAUUACAGAAAAAAAUGUGUAUCUAACCUGUAUAUAGCAUGUUAAGUAGUUUUCAUGUACAUACUCAGAAUCAGAAUGCCCUUUAUUGUCAUUAUACUGGAGUACAAUGAGAUUGGCGAGCCUCUCCAUUUCUAGUGCAAUAAAGAAACAGAAUUGAAAGGCACAAUAAAAAUAGGUACAAAAUAUAUACACACUGUCCUUGUGUUAAACCUUGUUUGAGUUAAACUUGAUCUUUUUUAAAGUCAGACAGAUAUGCUCUGACAAUGUCACCUAAAUUAUGGUUGAUUAUUCUUAAUGUCUUAGAAAUGCUGUAUGGUUAUGUUGUUUAUUGUUUGUGUAAGUAUUUGAAAUGAGCGUUUUACUUUGAGUUAGAGCUGUGUGAAGCGUUUGGUAGUUUAAUAUACAACACCACACAAUAAUGUAAAUUGAUGAUAAAUAUAGUGGAGUUGAUUUUACAUUUACUCUUGAGGUCAAGACUUGAAGUAACUCACAAAAAAGUAAGAAUUUUAAUAGGGAGAUGAACAACUGCUUGGCCCGUCACUGGUUUUCAACUAGUUAUAUAUAUUUAGUUAGUUCAAAGAGUGAAAGAUGUGGCUAUAGAUGUAUUUUUGUCAAUAUUUCAAUAAUAAACGGUUAAGAAGAUCGUCUGUGGCUUUGGAGUUAUUCCUGUCUCCCGUGAGGAUGAUUGACAGCUGCGUGCCGGGCAGCUCAGGGGAUGAUGUCAUCUCAGCUGUGAGGAGAGCGCGGGGCGGGGAAAUGGGGAGGGGGCGGGGCUUCCAGCUCAGCCCAGUCGAGUGAGUUUCAGGUGCGCUUUAACUUUCACAACAAAAAAACCCGGAGAGUGAGAGAGACAGGAGUAUCUUACGAAACUCAAAAGAAACACCGCCGGGGGUUAGUCUACGAGUGCUUAUAUCUAAGUGUUUCAUCAUACAUUAACGCCUGAGCUGAUGAAAAUCGCCAACACGACUAAAUCCCCAGGAAAAUGCACUGGGAACAGUUUCUCCGUUUAACUUAUGGAAAGGUGAGUGGCUUUUGCGCAUGGCAAGGUUGCUCUUGAGACCGAGGAUGACCAGUAUGACACAGACAGUUUUGACUGCUAUGUUUUGUGAUAUUUUUUCCUGCUUCAAAUCCUGUAAGAGAUAGAAACUUGUAUUGGAGUUUGUUUUCCUUUGUAUGUGAUCAGCUUUGUGUUGUUGACUGUGGUUUCAGUCAUCAAUUAGUCAUGCAGUUACACAUGCAGGUGAGGCCCAGGUGCAUUUGUUUUUACCUGUUAUGGAGUGGUGAGAAGGGCAGUCAGCGGGAGCUGUGUGUUGUUAAUGCCAACUUCCUCACAGAGUGUCUGCUCUUACUCUAUGCUGCUGUCUGUGUUUCUUUACUCCAAAUGACUUCUGACCUCUUUUAAUGUGUUGUCCUGUUUGGCUUUAAGUGAUGAGAAAAGAGAAUUUUUAUCACUAUCCCUCCCUGUUGUACAAACUGAAGCUCCAGUAGUAUCUCGGUGUUCUUUGUGUUUCCCCCCCUGAGGUGUUUGAGGAAAUGAAUCACAGCAGCUGUCUGUCUGUGAUUGAAGGUCUUUGGUUCAUCUUCUCUUCAGGUAGACUUGAUCUAGUAUUAGGGAAAUAUAGGAAUCCAAUUUAGAUAGCGCCUCAGAUUUUUACAUUGAUGCUUGGUAGCUUCUUGACAAAAUCAGGUCGGUAUCCGAAAAGCAUCACAGAUAAUGUUUUGUUGAAGUAUUGUUACCCAAAAUCCAAUAUCCUGUCAGUUUUGUCCUAUAAUGUUGCUCCUUAAGCAAACAACAAUAAAGAUUAGGCUGAUAUUAUUCUCAUCCUUCUUUGCCUGAUAAAAAAGAUAGACUCUGAGAUAACUUCUCAUUCACUUGAAAUAGUCAGUCCUGUUAGUGUGUGUGGAGAGAGCAUAGGUAUUUGUUUCUCCCACUUUCUUUUCUUUGUAAAGUCGGUAAUGUAAAAAUGAUAUGAGGCAUCUUCCUCUUUAGAGAAACUGACCGCUAGUAGCUUUUUCAACUGACUCACGUUGCCUUCUUUCCAGGCGCCUGGCUGCGAAAAUGCAGAAGCCUCUUCUUUCUGUGCCCGUCAGCAAAAUGACCAAGAACCCUCAAUAUGCAACUCACACUUUUCUUCUCUGUUUCCCCCCCUUUUGUUUUCCUCCUUAAUCCCUUAUUUCCUCCCCUGGCCCCUUGCCCGUCUCUUUCUCUCUCUCUUUCUCCUCUUACUGUUUCUCAACUUUAGAUCGACCGGCUGGAGGUGAGUGGGUUGGGCCAAACACCCCUGUCUGUUUCAUGCGGGGCAGACAACUCAUUCCCGGCAAGUGAGGAUGGCACCCCGGACCCUCAGCGCACCAAGCAGGCCAUCGCUCAGCUGCAGCAGAAAAUCCUCAAACUCACUGAGCAGAUUAAGAUCGAGCAGACUGCCCGGGAUGACAAUGUUGCAGAGUACCUCAAACUGGCCAACAAUGCUGACAAGCAGCAGAGCACACGUAUCAAACAGGUAACAUGAGCUGCUUUUGCGCUUCAUUACGUAUUUUGUCACCCCAUAGUUUGUUGGAAUUAAUCCAGCGGUUUAUUACAGAAACACUUUUAACAGGCUUGUGUUAUUAUGAUUCAAUCAGUGCAGUGACUCCAAACCUGUUAGUUCACUUUGUUUGUCCCUAAAGGCAGGGAGGGAGCUUUCUAAAUUUAUCAAAGUGGAGUUGUUUAUUGCAGUGUUGCUAUUAAUCUCCUCUCAAAUUAAUAAAAACCUGCUCCAUUGUUGUCAGGUUUUUGAGAAGAAGAAUCAGAAGUCGGCACAGACCAUCCAGCAGCUGCAGCGGAAACUGGAGCACUACCACCGGAAGCUGCGUGAAGUGGAGCACAACGGCAUCCCCCGCCAGCCAAAGGACGUUCUGCGGGACAUGCAGCAGGGCCUGAAGGAUGUGGGAGCCAAGGUCACGGGCUUCAGUGAAGGUGUGGUGGACAGCGUCAAGGGAGGACUCUCCAGCUUCUCCCAAGCCACACACUCCGCCGCCGGUGCCGUCGUCUCCAAACCCAGAGAGAUCGCCUCGCUCAUUCGCAACAAAUUCAGCAGCGCCGAUGACAUCCCCAGUCUCAAAGACUCUUUGGAUGAUCCUUCAGUGGAAGAAGCUGUGACUGUCGCUGGUGGACGCUCCCUUGGCAGUACUGGGCAUCACCUCCAGCCCAGUCCCAAGUAUGGCAGCGAGGACGACUGCUCUAGUGCUACAUCAGGUUCAGCAGGGGCCAAUAGCACCACGGGGGCCCCUGGAGGUCCUCCUAGUUCUAAAGGCAACACAUUAGAGAGGAGCCAGAGCUCCGGCCUGGACAUGCUGCUGCAGGAGGUGCAAGAGCUGAGGGAGGGUCAGUCAAGACUGGAGGAGAGCCUGGAUGGCUUGAAGAGCCACUAUCAGAGAGACUACACUGUUGUUAUGCAAGCACUGCAGGAGGAGCGCUUCAGGUACAAAACGAAAGUUCAAGAGUGUGUGUCAUACAUUCCUACAUUGUCAGGCAAAGAAAUCCCCUGGAAAUCCAACACAGGGCAAUAAGAGUUUAUUUUUGGAAACAUCAAACUAAGUUCACGCUGAUGAGUCGUCUCUCUGCACUGCUUUAACAUAUCAGGGGCGACACUUCUGCUACAGAGAAUUGCUUCAUCAAAAUAUCACACAUCUUAUGUGGUAUGCAAAUCUGAAGUCGCAGUCUUGUUCUGAAGUAUCUCAUUCAGACAGUAGAACUGAGCUGGGGGACGUUUUCCAUUAACCUCGUUCUUUUUAAAAGACGUGAUAAGUGGGGUUUUUUUGUGUAGCAGUUUAUGUUAAAAUUGAACUCUAAGUCAGUGAUUGAAACAUCUGCAUAGAUCACGGGUGACCUGGAAACAGAGAUCUCAGACAUUUAGCAGCCCUUUAUCUGAUCUCUACAUAGCUAACCUAGAUGUCUCUGUGAAGUGUUUGUUUUUGGUCUGUCUGUGGGCAGUUGGCCUUAGAAAACAUGCUAACAUUCCUCCAGUGUGUUUUGAAAAGAGGGCACAGAAAUUAGAGGGCAGAACAAUGGUAGAGAAGGCAGCUGAAGCGAUCCAGAUAUGAGCAUUUUUCUCCCUAAAAUGUCCAUCAGAGUUCAGAGCCCACCAUGUCUGCCAAAUUGAGAACAGAAUGGCUACUAAGGAGCUCUUCAGAGGCCACCCACUGGGAAUAAUAAGUUAUAAAUGAAUCAUGCUGCUUAACAUCUCCUCGGGGACUAAAUCGUUCCCUUUCAUAUCCAAGAAAUACCCCAAAAUGCAACCCUCUUAGUUUGGUUUCUAUUCACCCAACUAUUUUCAAUUUGGGUGAAUGUAGCGCUCGAUCAAUUACCUGAAUUGUUGUGUUCUGAAUGUGAUUGAGGCAGAAACAUAGAAAAAAAUUUGUAGCUUCAUUCUUUCAUUUUUGUCAGGUAUUAAAACAGCUGUUUGGUGCAGUUUUCAAAAAAAGAGGGAAAAUACAUAAAAAGGUGAUAUUGUUAGAAAGCCUAGUGUCUGAUGACUUAUUUUCAAGUGGGAAAUCUAGGAUAUAGGAUUUGUACUAAGAGUUUAUUGGAUGGUGUCCCAGGAGAUGUACUGUAUGCAUUUGUGAACUCAACUGGAAAGAUCAGCAAAACUGGAGUAAAAAGCAAACAAACUGAGAGGGGUAAACGUACUUAGAAGUGGUCUCCAAUCUAUCCUUGCCUGGAUAUUGUCCAUUCAAUUGUUUGCCCUUGCUUAAAUAAACAGCAGUAUAGCUCUCUACCCUCCUGCUGGUUAUCGCCCAUUGGCUAGUCUCACACUGCUGACCAUUUGUGAUUGGCCGGUUAGAUCAGCAGAUGAGAGAACAUGUCCUAAUCUUGUCAGGGCGAGUCAUCAGCCCAGUCAGGUGGCGUGUGGUCAGAUGGCUUUGGGGUCUGUUUUUACUAAUUCCUGCAUGUGUCUCUUUGUCUAAGCUAAUUAUGGCCCAGACUCUCACGUGUGUGUGUGUAUUUCCUGCAUGUGCGUUUUAGGUGUGAACGUCUGGAGGAGCAGCUGAACGACCUUACAGAACUUCACCAAAAUGAGAUCCUCAACCUCAAACAGGAGCUGGCCAGCAUGGAGGAGAAGAUUGCCUACCAGUCAUAUGAGCGAGCCAGAGACAUACAGGUUUGUCUGUUUGUCAGGCUUCAUGUCUGCAAACACACCGCUCAUGUCAGAAAUAACUGACUCACCGUGAAAACCUGCUCAGGCAAAAUGACAUUUUCCUUUUCUUAUCUUUGUACUCAAAAUUGGAUGUUUUAAAACCCGGGCGGUCUGUUGUUCAAGGACUGUUAGAGGGAUGAUAAGAAAUUAAAGAGGAUAGAGCAAAGUGUUCAAUUAAAAACCAAAUUCCGUUCCUCACUUGUGACUAUUGAAGUCGCUCAAAAUUCCUUCUCUCGAAUUCAGUAAAAGUGAAGAAAAGGAGAAUCAACAAAUAGGAAAUUGGGGAUCAGAUCAAUUAAUAUGAGUGCUUUAUGAAAGUUUGGAUUUACUUUCAACCAAAAUCUAUUUCUUUUUUCUCGUUUUUUGGAAGAGGUCUUGUUUUGAUCCAAAAUCCCCCCGUCAGAAUUUUGCUCUCAUAACGAUUCUACCACUGUUUGUUCUUUUAAUAUUACCUUAUCCCUGCUCUCUGGCCUGUCAUCCACUGUCAUGCAUCUGACAUCUUCCAAUCCAAUCCAAUCCAUUUUAUUUAAAUAGCAUGAUUUAAGCAAACACAAGGAUCUUAACAAGCAACCACCUUGAGAUUAUCAAGUAGCUUCUGCUGGUAAAAGCAGAACCAAUUCCCAUGCAGUUGUUAUAUUUUAAAUCAAAGGUCAAACUUUUUUAAACAAAUGGUGAGUUUUUGAGUUUAAUUAACUAAGAGCACAUGAAAAGUUGCUUUACUGAAUAGAGUUUUCAUUAAAUUGAAUUAAAUGGUGGUAUCCUCUUGAUUUAAUGUCGGCAUUCAGAGUUCAACAGUAAGCACCCUGGCAAAGAAAAAUGCCAGCUCGGUCUCCCUUACGGACUGACCUUUACAGUGGCGAGCUGAUGCAGGCUGCUCAGACAAGACGUCAUGUCUUGAGAGAACAGUUUGGGGUGGUUGUACUCUGUUUCAACAGUUGAAGGCAUUAUCUCAUUGUUCAUGUUGACACUGUACACAGGGGAAGAAGGCAGAGAGGCCAGUCUGUCCAUCUGUUUUUAUGUUGGCUCAAAACACAUUUACUUCCUUAAAGAAGUCUCACUUUACACCUGUAGUCCUGCUGUUUUAAAGGCGCCCAGAGUUUGAGUUUUUUUAUAUGCUCAUGAAAAUUAAAUGUAUUUACUGUGAAAUUCAAGUUGCCCUUUGGCUUCAUAUCUCUUCCCCUGCAGCAGAGGGCGGUAGAGGUCUUUAAAAGGUAGACUUAAAGGCCACUCUUCACGCAGAGUGUAGUUCAGGGUAAAAUAAACAGCUCAACCCUAAUGUCGACCUUGACAUGGACAGUAAUGUCUUGUUUUGACUUUAGCUUCUUGUUAAUUAUUAAUGCACUGAUAGUACACUGAAGUAUCUUACACUAAAAACUGUGUCUAUUGUUGUGUCCUCCACAUUCGUACACAAGAGAGACAGCUUGAUAAACACAUUUUGAUCAAAUGGAGACUACAGUGGGAGAAAGUGUUUGGUUUAAGAGGUUCUGUCUUCUUGUUGGUGACUUGACUGAGUGAUUUCUAUUCUCACCUGUAUGUCCUCUGCAGGAAGCAUUGGAGGCCUGUCAAACCAGGAUUUCUAAGAUGGAGCUCCAGCAGCAGCAACAGCAGGUCGUCCAGCUGGAGGGGCUGGAAAACGCCACGGCCAGGACACUCCUGGGAAAACUUAUCAAUGUGCUGCUGGCCCUUAUGGCCGUCCUUCUGGUCUUUGUCUCAACUGUGGCCAACUGUGUAGUGCCCCUGAUGAAGACACGCUCGCGCUCCCUUUCCACCCUCCUCCUCAUCCUCAUGCUGGCCUUUUUGUGGAGAAACUGGGAUGCUCUUUCAGGAUACACACACCGCGCCCUGCAGCCCCCAGGAUGACUACAUUUGAGCCGGCACUUGUUGCUCUGAUGACACCGAGAAAUGUAACUGUAGCUGCAGUCAUGCAGGAGAUUUGAAGGAGAUCACAGUCCGGAUUGGCCAAGCGGCUGAGCACUGAAAACUGGACUGAGCAGACUCGGACACUCUGGAAUCAAUAAAACGAGGAAGAAACAGAGUGAAGUUGAGAAUGAUUGUCGUAUAGGAAGGAUGAGACUGUUUACAAUUUUGAAAACGAACUGUUGUGUUGCUACCCCUCACAAAAAGCAGCAUUGUACUGUUUUUAUCUUUAGAGUUUAAUCAAUUAUAAUGUUAUUAUUUCUAAUAAUAUUAUUUUUAUUUUCAAUGUUAUUUUAUUCAGUACCAUGUAGCAUUACGCUCCUGUCCCUCCACAGGGAGGGGAGUUUAGUCAGGAAACUGGGUUGGCGAUUCCUCAUAAAGGCCCAGUCUAAUUAUAGAGACAUGCUAAUGUGGUUGAUUGCCUGUAGGAAGAGAACUCUGACCUAGCUGUGAUCAGUAGAUUUGAACCAUGGCUGAAAACUUUCCUGGGAGUUGCUCCUUUUUUUUGCCGUGAUGAAAUGCGUUCAAACAGAAUGUUAUGAAGGACUGACUAUGAACUUUGAGUGUCAUGAUGACUUGAGAGUUUUUGCGCUUCCUUACCAUUUCUAAUAGAAAAAAAAAACACAUGCUUUACUUAUCCCUCCCCCUUUAAGUUAAACAAGAAAAACUAUGGGAGAUUAUCAGUGAAACGUAAAGACAGAAUGGCGGGUGCACAGAAACACAGAACAUCUGGUUAUCGCUUAGCAUCUGCCAACAAUGCUGCAUGUAUUCAUUUAGAAAAUUAUACAGAAAGCAACUCUGCUUUUAAAAGUAAUGACAAAAGGCCGUUGUCCGAGUAAAAUCAAUUUGCAAGGAUAAUUGCCUCCCCCGCCAUACUUGAUGUGAUCAGGUUAGGGAGGAGAGACCACUGCUCCUCUUAGUUGGAUCAGGAAUGCCUCUGCUUCAUAUCUACAGUGCAAGUCGUCUCCACUGCUACAUGCCAGUCAAAUGCACACUGCCUGGAUGUGACACUGUACUCCUCAUCAGAAUUUCUCCCUGCACAUUAUUUCUUUCAUUUUCUUUAGAUACACUAUCUCAUGGUGUAAUCACCCAGUGCCAAACUUUAGUCUACCCGGAGAUGCCUGAGCAUCCAAAGGGUCCAAGGUCCAUGUCCUUGGUUGGGUUUGAGUGUAUCAUGAAUGUCUUGCCUGGAUGUCAAGGAUGUAUCUUUUCGAGGGGGCAAACUUUUGAAGGAAAAAUCUCAUCAGAGAAUUCACAAUCUGAACAUUUUAUUGAUUUCAGAUCUUCCUGCACCUUGUCCUCUUGGGUAUAGUCCCUUAACUUGACAUCCAGUCUUUCUUUGCGUCUCUCUCUCUCUAUACUUCGGUCUAGUCAGGGACUCAUUGAGAUGACCUUGCACAUUGAAUAAUUCACCCCGCAUUUCAAGCUGAGAGCCUGAUUUCCUAACAGAUAGUGAGAACGUUUGAACUGUACAGCUGCACUUUAGCACAUGGCUAGAUAACACACGGGUCAGGCUGAGGUUAGAGAAACCUUUGAUUGUGACUUAAGAGACUGUCGCUCUUAAGACGGUCGUCCUCACUGCGAUAUGAAGACUUAAUUCUGGAUAGGAUCAUCCUCGUCUCCAGAUAAAAACCUACACUCAGAGGAAUUUAGUUCAUUUCAAAGUCGUUAAACUUGAUUCCUCUUAACUUGAACAUGCUAUCGAAACGUCAGGAAGUAGAUCCAGCUGUCUGUUUAAACAUUUGACCCAAACCCGGCCUCACGGUUACACCUAUGAUGUAGGGUUGUGUGCUAAACCACUCCAGUGCCUUCUGAUGUCCUUUUCUAAGUGUGGAAUAAAUAAAGCGCAUUCCUGACUCACCCA